GAGUUCCUUUUAACCCCUAGGGGAGGCGCUGCUUUCCUUCGAGGCGGUAUCAUCUGGCGUAUAUCUAUGGAGGUCCUCGGAGAUGGUGCAUUGGAGGAAGCUAUCACAAGGUCUCAGGAAGGUCCCUCUUCAGAUGCUCGAGAUGCCUCGGCAGCCAUUGUUUUGAGCCGCAGUGGUGACGAGUACCACGAUGACAUGCUCACCCCUGAGGAAGAGGAGUUCGUGUGCGGAACAUAUCUCGUCUAUGUGGAGAAUUUUGAUACAUCGUCAAAGCUUUCAUGGUGGCCUUCCCCGACAACAUGGGAAACCUCCGGUCUCAAUUUUGGACACUGGACGCCAUUCUGCGAGUCUUGGUUCAAAUCUCACUUGGAGAAGAUUCGUUCAGGUACGAACAAGCCUAAGAAUGCGACGACUUGGAGAAGUAACAUCAAAUUGGAGAAAGCAAAGGUCCGGAAGCUGUCACUUAGGGUGGCCGAAGCAAAUGAGGCAUACCUCCUUAAUGAUGUAGGCAUCGAGACUUUGUAA
Epithele typhae is the source of this 525-nucleotide messenger RNA. RefSeq lists its product as uncharacterized. The transcript is spliced from 2 exons. Lineage: Eukaryota; Fungi; Basidiomycota; Agaricomycetes; Polyporales; Epitheliaceae. The record is from RefSeq and is a predicted model, not a curated record. The annotation marks the transcript as partial.